Messenger RNA from Closterium sp. Yama58-4, 1797 nucleotides. NCBI's taxonomy places the organism in Eukaryota, Viridiplantae, Streptophyta, Zygnematophyceae, Desmidiales, Closteriaceae. The record is from the annotation of a GenBank genome assembly.
AUGGGCAUUGGAGGGGGUUUCGGGGCCAGCAAGAAGAAGCCACUACAGGGCUCCCCGGCGGCGUUCCCCGCGUACGGCGACCGCGACGCGACGCUCGUGCUGCACGGGCCAAUGGAGUCGUUCAAUACGCCAGUCAACGUCGCAAUCUACAACCCCACAUCCAAGACUCUUAAAUACGCUCAAAGGACAUUCACAGCGCAUGUGUACUACGUGCCGCUGAGAAUGGGGUCGCAGCAGCAGCGCUUCCGGGCGCAGGUGGACCUGCUCUUCAGCGCGCUCUGGGUGCCCUGUGACUGCAUCUCCUGCGCCAAGGGCCUCCAGGAGGUGCCGAAAGACACACCCUUUGACACCCUCUCCUCCUACUCCGUCCAAUACCUCUCCUGCUCCGACCCCCGCUGCGUCUCCGUGGGUCUCUCGGAGUUCAAUCCACCCUUGGUGGGGUGCAACGACCCUGGCAAAGCGAACCCGUAUGUGAACACGACCUUGAUUCCGGGCAACGACCCGCUCUGCGUGUACACGACGCCGCUGGGAGCCAACGGCUACGACCUCUUUAAUUCUGACAACACUACUGUUCUCUACGCCAAUGGAAGUGAUCCCGCCAUCGGCCCUCUGAAUUCCGUUGGUCACGUGAUUUCUGAUUCGCUCUUCUUUCCAGAAGACAUGGCUACAGCAGCCGCGGCUGCAGCGUCAGACGCAGCAGCGAAAGCAGCGGCAGAGGCAGAGGCAGAAGCGAAAGCAGUGGAAGAAGCAUACAUAGUGGCGGCAGCAUUCGGUGUGGCUCCUGCUGCGGCUCCUUCCUCUGCUGCUGCUCCUGCUUCAUCUGCAGCACCUGCAGCACCGCCGCUUCCCCCUCUUUCCAACCGCACCAUCUUCUUUGGAUGCGGCUCCGCACAAUCUGGGUGGUGGGGACAGCAGGACUCAUGGGUUCCCAACGGCGUGGUUGGCCUCGGCCCGUUCAGCCCCCUUUUGAAGCAGCUCGCAAAUGCAUCCAUGACGUUUGCCAUGUGUCUGGAGAGGCCGAGGUCACGGUUGGAGAAUGUGACGCGGUGGAAUCAGGCGAAGCUAUCGUUACAGGUGGAGCCUUUGGAGAAGUUUGACGGGGGGAGCCACCUCAUGGUGGGACCUGUGGACCUCCCUGCCGACGCCAGCCGCACCGAGAUCGUUUAUUUUGAUGGCUUGUACGUUCCAGUCAUUAUCAACACGAGUUACAGCAUGGGGAACAAGGUCCUAGAGAAGCAUGCAAAGGCAAACACGGAACCGAAUGUGAUUGCCUUCUCGUCCACCAUCUUCACGCACUUUCUCAGGGCGCAGCUCGUGCAAGCCAUCCUUGCCGAGCUUGGAUUUCCCAAGGCAUUUGAUGACAUGAAUGUGGACAACACCACCCUUGCCUGCUUCCGGAGUGACAAGGAUCCAUUCACGACCUUCCCCAGCAUUCGCAUUGGUUUCGUGGAGGGUUCUGAGUUUGUCGUUCCUCCUUCCAGCUACGUUGCCCAAGUGGGCAACAAGGAGUACUGCUUCCUGUGUCAUGUCGGAGAUAUUGACAUAUGGGCAGCGCCGGCGCUGUACGACAAGCAGAUUUACGUCAACUACGCCAACAAGACCUUCGCUUGGAUCGACUCCCCACAAUGUUCAAAGAACCUCUCGUUUGUCCCGCCGCCGCCCUCACCUCCUCCUGCUGCUCCUGCUGCGCCCAAGCCUGCUGCCAGACUGGCUCCUCUGCCGUCUCUAUCCUGGCACCUGGUGACAACGACAGGGUCUCUCCUGCUGCUGCUGCUACUGCCGCUGCUGCUAGUCUGA